Messenger RNA from Pogoniulus pusillus (Red-fronted tinkerbird), 4447 nucleotides. It is a transcript of the gene CEP135, whose product is annotated as centrosomal protein 135. The record is from RefSeq and is a predicted model, not a curated record. The transcript has 26 exons. Bases 411 to 3860 code for a protein of 1149 amino acids. Lineage: Eukaryota; Metazoa; Chordata; Aves; Piciformes; Lybiidae.
GCCCUGCGGCAGCGGCGGCUCCGCCGGGGGGCUUCGUGUCCGCCGCGCCGAAGGGAAGGGCGAGGAGGACGCUGCCGGCGGGGCGGACCCUGGCUCGGCGCAGGCAGCGGCGCUCCGCGGCGGGCUCGGGCUGCCGCCGUCCCGGCAGCGACGACUGUAGCAGCACUGCAGAGAGCACGGCCUCGGCCCGCUGCCGCCCGCUCUGCCCCCGGGGGUGCAGCCUCUCCCAGCGCCCGGCCCGCCCGCUGCAUUCCCGUUCGCUCGGCGUUCUGCAGCCCCCUUCCCCCGCCGGAGCGGCAUCUCUGCCGAAGCCUCCCCGGAGCGUCUCGGCUUCGUCGUUAGUGCCUCGCCCGGCAAGAGUUUGCUCGUAACGGUGUCCUGUUCCUGGCUGUGCCAAAAGCUGCUCUGCAAUGACUGCCACUGCAGAGAGAAGGUUCCUUAAGCUCAGGAAGCGGCUGGAUCAGCUGGGCUAUCGGCAGCCCUUGGGAGUGGAGAGUUUGCCUUUGGUGGAAAAGCUUUUUAGUGACCUGGUCCACACAACCGAGAGCUUGCGCAGCGCAAAGCUAUCUGCUGGGAAGAACGAGAAGGACAGCAGCAAUCUGGAUGCUCUUUUGGAGCCUUAUCAAACAGAGAAUGCUCAGCUCACCAGGGAAAACAACGAGCUGCACUUAGAAAUCUUGAAGCUGAAAGAACAAUCUGAGCGUCAUGUUAAAGAUUUGAAAGCCUCUUUAAGGAGGGUUGAACAUGAAACCUCUGACUUGAAAUUUCUGAAUAACCAAUAUGUACAUAAAAUUAAAAUGCUGGAAAAAGAGACCAAAGCCAAGACUGAGAAAAUCCAGCAGCUUCAGGAGAAGAAUCUGCAAGCAGUGGUGCAGACACCUGGUGGCAGGAAGAGAAGCAUUCCCUUCAGGCGCCAGCGCAUGCAGCUAGCCCAGCCUGUGCCCCCCUCGGGCGUCAGCUCCUACCCAGUGCCGCAGCCAGAGGACCCUUACAUCGCAGACCUGCUGCAGGUGGCUGACAAUCGAAUUCAUGAACUUCAGUCAGAAGUCACAGAGCUGAAGGAAAAACUGGAGAUAUCUGAGCGUGGACUGAGGAAUUCCAGCAGGCAGGUUGAGCUAAGAGACAAGGAAAUCGAGCGCCUGGCGCUGGCACUGGAUGCUGGACGCUCUCACGAGGUGAUCUGUCUGGAGUCGAGGAGUAAAAGCAGUGAGAAGCUUAUCAGCCAUUUGAAUUUGCAGAUUGACUAUCUUCAGCAGACAAACAGAGAGCUUGAGAAUCGCAUUCAAGACCUCCUGGACUCAAAACAAAAUGUGACCAGUGAGGUGGUCCAGCUGAGCAAUAAAAAUGAGGAGCUCUGCCAAGAACUGAAUGAGAUAGACCACCUGGCCCAGCAGUUGGAAAGACACAAGGAAAUUGUGCUGGAGACUGCAGACAAGGAAAUAGGGGAAGCAAAGAAAGAACUCGAAAGAAAGCACAGUGAAAUACAGGAUCUGGAAGAAACAGUAACACAGCUGAAAGCAGACUUGUGCUCAUGUCGUAGGGAGAAGGAGAGGCUGAGUGAAGAGCUCAUUGCAAAAACAGAGGAGAAAGGAAAUCUGGAAGUGUUGCUGAAGCAGCUUGAGCAGGAGAAACAAAGGCUGACAGAGAAAACAGACAGCUGGGAAGUAAAAGAACGAGAACUUGUCCUGGAAAUAGAAAGAAUGAGGCUGGAGUAUGGCAUAGCCCUGGGAGACAAAUCCCCAUCGCGCCUGGACGCCUUUGUGAGGACUCUGGAAGAUGACAGAGAUUACUACAAGCAAGAGCUGCAGUAUCUCCAGAAGGUGGUCAAGAGGAGGCCAAGCCCAAGCUGCAGGACUUCAGAGAAGAGUGAAGACCUUCGCCUGAUGACCAGAGAACGAGACGAGCUCCGCUCCAUGCUAGAUAGGUUUGAAAAGCACAUGAUAGAAAUUCAGUCCAAUGUCAAGUUACUGACUGCAGAGAGAGACAGACUGAAUGUCCUCUAUGAGCAGUGUCAAGGGGAGUUGAACAGGAUGAGAAGAGAAGCAAAGCACAGCUCAGUGUCUCAGAGCCAGAUGGCAGAAGAGAGAGACGUUGGACUGAGCGACUACACAAGGCUAAGGGCAGAGAAGGAAAGCCUCAGAGAAAAACUGCAGAUUCAGCAAGAAGCUGCUGACCUUGAGAAAGCAGAGCUGCAGCGUGACAUUGCUGAGCUGGAGAAGAAUAUUCAAGGAUUUGAGAUGGAAAGGUGUGAACUGAAGGCUACAGUCUCUGUCCUGAGAGAGAGAGUCAGCUCUCUGGAAAAUGAGUUACAACUGAAGUCCAGCAAACUGGCCCAGUCAUCUGAUGACUCCUCUCAGUUUAGAGCUGAGAUGUGCUCACUCCAGCUCUUAAAUGACCAACUGCAGAGGGCUGCUGAGGAUUUACAGCACCGAUUGUCUCUCAAGAAGGAUGAACUGCAGGCAGCUCAAGAUAAAAUUGUCAAUCUGGAGGAGAAAAUAGACAGGCUAAACCAGAAGAGCACUUCCCAGGAUGAAGCUGUCAGUGUGCUGAGAAAUACCAUCAGUGUUCUGGACAAGGAGAAGGACAAUCUGCAGGAAACUGUAGAUGAAAAAACAGAGAGGAUUGCAUGCUUGGAUGACAACCUAGCUAACAAGGAGAAGACAAUUGCCCACUUAAGGCUAACUCUCUCCGAGCUGGAGUCCUCGACCGACCAGAUGAAGGAGAUGCUGGGCAGCAGGGACCGGGAGAUCUCCAGCUUACGGCGCCAGCUCGACACAUCCCACCUGGAGCUGGCAGAAGCAGGGAGAGUGAAGGAAAUGGCCUUGAAAGAGAACAGGAGGCUGCAGGACGACCUAGCCACGAUGGCCAGAGAAAAUCAGGCUGUCAGCACUGAGCUUGAGGAUGCAAUCCGUGAAAAGGAAGAGCUGAAGACCAGAGUGCACAGCUACAUCACUGAGGUGUCCAGGUUUGAGACCCUGAUGGCUUCCAAGGAGAAGGAAAACCAAGAACUGCUGGAGAAGUUCCGGAUGCUGCACACUCAGGCUGAGGACUGGGAGAUGAAGGCUCACCAGGCUGAAGGAGAAAGCAGCUCCAUACGGCUUGAGCUCCUCUCCGUAGACACAGACAGGAGGCAUCUGAGAGAGAGAGUGGAUCUCCUGGAGAAAGAGAUCCAAGGGCACAUCGUUGCACACCAGGCCUAUGAAUCUCAGAUCUCUGCCAUCACCAAAAACAUGGCCAAGCUGGAGGAGGAUAUGAGGCGUGAAAACCAGGACAAGUCUUCUGUGCUGGCAGAUCUGGCUUCUGUGAGGGAGCUCUGUGUGAAGCUGGAGUCCAACAAGGAGCUUAUAGCUCGGCAGCUGACGUCCAAAAGCAUGGAGUAUGAACGGGUUCUAGCUGAAUUGGAAGACAUCAAAUCUGAGGCAGAGCUGCUGAAGAAGCAGCUCUCCAGUGAGAGGCUGACAGUGCAGAACCUGGAAACUCUGCUGGCUGCGAGCAGAGACAAAGAGUUUCAGAACCAUUUAACCUCCCAUGAGAAAGACUCUGAAAUCCAGCUGCUGAAAGACAAGCUCACCCUUGCUGAGAGCAAACUAAGCAGCUGUAACAGAGAGGUCCCCCUGCUCCGGAGUAAAGUGGCACAGCUGCAGACUGACUGUGAUGUUUUAAAGAGGCAGCUGACGACAGAGCGCUUCGAGAGGGAACGUGCGAUCCAGGAGCUGCGGCGCCACGGCCUCUCCACCUCCUCCCUGCGGGCGUCGCCUCCGCUCAGCUCCACGCCGAGGUCUCCCUCCCGGUCUCCAGAACGUGCCAGUGUCAGGACAACCGAUCCAGCAGCAGCAAAAAGUGUGAGCUUCGAAGAAUAAGCAGCACUGGAGCAGCUGAAGCUUCACUUUGCUACGAGCAAUUCGUGUAUGAGAUGAUGAAGGCUGACUUGUGUCCUACCUCUGUGUUCUUCCAAUCAGUGAUGCCCUGUGAUGAAGUGAGCAGCUUUGCAAAGUGGUUGCUGGUGCAGCUGGCUGAGAGGUGUGGCAGGGCCGUGCUGCUGGAGGGCGGCUGAAGGCUGCCUGAGCUUUGGUUGCUGUUCUACCACUAAUAAAGAUGAAGGAAAAGGAGCAGGAGGUGGCAAAGCUCUCAGUGUCAUUCGUUGGUCCCUCUUACUGGCAGCUAACACAGAUAACACAGGAUUGGCCUCAAAAGGCUGAGCCAGGCUCUGACACCUUCCUGGGGUUGGGCUUUGAAGGUGAUUUGUUUACAGCUCAUUCUGCAUGCCAUUUGGAAGUGCUGAGGACUGUUUUGUGAAGGUAUUUUACUGGACCUUUAAUUAAUAAAGUGUCAUAGUUCUGAUGAUUUUUAACUCAUCUUACAACUCCUCCUCCCCUGUUCUUUCACUUUGCUGUGAAACUGCAUUUUAAAGAUUAGUCCAAGGGUCAAUAAAAAGUGACAAAGGCUA